UUGGAGUGUCAUUGGCAAGGAUGUGUGGGAGGAGUCUAGAGAAGAUGCUUAUGUUCUGAAGGAAGUGAAUCGUACUUUAAUUGUUCUGAUUUUUAAUUUUUUUUAAGAGAACAGUCCAAUCUUUUGAGGAUUUUAGAUUUUCUUUUUGGUGUAUUUCUUUGUAUAAGAUUAUUGCAAAGGUGAUGAUCGGAUAAAUGAAACAGAUUAAAUUGUGCAAUCUUAUUUCUGAAGAAUAGAGUGGAUUUGUGCCACAAAGAUCUAUUCUUGAAGGCAUCAUUAUCGCCAAUGAAGCUGUUCAUACAAUCCGGAUUGCCAAUGUUUGAGAGAAUGCUUAGUUAAGUUAGAUAUAAAAAAGCUUAUGACAUGAUGAAUAGGAAUUUGCUUUUGCAAGUGAUGGGACAAAUUUGGAUUUUGUUCAGACUGUGUGGCUUGGGUCAAAAGUUGUAUUUCUUCCCCAUAUUCUCGUGCUAGUCAAUAGCAACCCGUAGGGUUACUUUCAUUCUUUAUUUUGGGUAGAUUCAUUUUAGAAGAUGAAUCAGAGGAUAAAUGGAAGGGAGUGAAGAUUGCAAUAGGCAUGGAUGUCACUACUCAUCAACAAUUUGUAGAUGAUAUAAUUCUCUUUGGGGAAGGAUAUCUCGAGGCAGCAAGUUAAUUGGAUCUUUUUCUUUAAGACCAACUUAUGUAAGCAAAAGGAGAUACCCAGAGUAUUGGGUAUUAAAUCGAGUAUUCUUUUGGGAGAUUUCUUGGUACCCCCUUUUUUAGGGCUUGUAGAUCAAAUCUCUAGAGAAAACUGGUAGAUAGUUGCGUGGGGAAGUUGGAAGACUGGAAAAGCAAGUGGUUGAUGGUUGCAGACAAGCUUUUGAUGCCCAAAACUGUGUUUCAUGAUUGAUUAAUUAUAACAAUUUCGGCUAGAUAGCCAAGUGAAUAUGGCCUUGAGAAAGCAUCCAAGGAGAUUGGCAACCGUGAAGGAAGCGAAAGACAAUCUGCGCGAGGCUUCGCAAAUGGGCAAUGAGGAUCUCGUUGAAAAUCUGCUGAAUGAUGGAGCCGAUCCUUUUGACCCAGACCGUGAAGGAAAGACAGCCCUACACUACGCUGCCGAGGGCGCAGACGACGAUAUUGCUUGCCGAAUUAUUGAAAAAUUACUGUUUGAUAAAAAGAAAGGAAGAAUCAACUGGGAGAACGCAUCAGCAGCUGAUAAGUACGGAAGAAACGUGCUUCAUGUUGCAGCUUUGCUUGGACGGAAAGAGCUUUGUAGAUUGAUCUUGGAGAAUAACACAAAUAUAGACACCGAGGAUCGUGAUGGACAGAGUGCUAUAUAUUAUGCAGUUGCUGGGCCUCAUGACGAUCCCGAUGUUUUGGACACCAUUUUAGGAGAGCAAGCUACAAAUCAAGUUCUUCUCGAAGAUUUCAGCAAAACAACCCCUUUGCACGUGGCUGCUGGUAUAGGCAACUUAAAAAUGGUGGAAAAGCUUCUUUCAGUGAUUCCAGAGCAAAAGCGUAAGAAGGACUAUGUUGUGGCAGCAGACGUGCUGGGUCAAACAGCACUGCACAAAGCAGCAAGUGGAGGCCAUUGUAAAGUUGUUGAAAUGCUUCUCGAAAGUGGAGCCCAUCCGUUAAAAGAAUGCGACUAUGACGGCAAAAGAGCUCUGCAUUUUGCGGCUGAAGCAGAUGGCGAAGAUGCCGUGAAAAUAGCUCAAUUACUUCUGGACAAGUGUGAAUCGAUCGAUCAGAGAAACCUGCUUUUUUUUGCUUCUACAGAUGGAAUUGGUUUACGCUCCAAUUCUUCGCUUGACGAAUAUCUUAAGCAGGAAAUGGAUAAAAUAAAAGAAAGACCAAUGUACUACCACGUCCUAACAUUGGCGGACAAUAUGCUUAGCGUAGCGGCAAGAUUAGGCGAUAUUGAUAUGACACUGGAGUGCCUCACCAGGGGCGCAAGUAUUGAUUUCAUUCGCGGUAGGAAAUUGACAGAAGAAGAAGAAAGAAAUGUCCAAGAUGUUCUUCGGCGUAUUGCCUUAUCGUUUGGUGUUGAAGUAGAGGCGGACAUACCGGCUGGGCACGAUACUCUUGGACGAAUGCCCUUUGCCAUUGGUCUGGCUGCAUUAUUUUCCAAUCCUUUAGUGCAAUCUCCAAUUAAUGUGGGAAUCUUGGGAGAAUGGGGAACGGGAAAGUCUAGUGUAAUGCUUCAGACAGAGAUCAUUCUUCUAAAGACAGCGGCACACUUAGCAUUCACAGGUUCAUUUCAAAAAGAAGGCUUUUCCAGAUUAUCCGUAACUGGAAGAGCCAGGCGUAGGAAAAUAGCAAAUACGAUAGAGAGGUUAGAAGCUAAAAGAUGGAUUGGCCUCAAUAUUAUUCACAAUAUCUUUUACUCUAUCAAACGAGUAAAGAACUUCAUAGCAGAGGCAUAUCUCCUAAUUCACCAUAUGCACUACUUUUUGUGGGAGCUCCGAUAUUAUUGGGAGAAAUCUGCACCUUUCGAUUUGCCCAAGUUCAAUGACUUCUUAAAAUAUUAUCAACCUAAAUAUCAUCAAAUUUUCGAGUCCCUGGCCGUCAUGGACAGGCGUGAUAUGUUUGACUUUACAGAAGAGGAAAAGUCGUCGCAAGGGACUACGCCUUCCAUUUUGACUGUACAAUACAAUGCGUGGCAUUAUAGGAAUGAAACCCAAGCAUGGGCGGGUCUCGCUGUCGAAAUCACAAAAGAACUGGAAGCAACCAUGACGGUGGCGCACAAGCUCAGGACUAGCUGGAUGUAUAAUUGGACAAACCACAAGAACAGCAUCUGUUUGAAAGUCAUCUUCCCAUUCUUUCUCGCACUGCUGGUGGCCAUCUUUCUCAGCAUCAUUCUAUGGUUGGUACUUGGUACAGCCCAUAAUAAAGAUAUAAGGAUACUUAAAUAUGGAGGUGUACCAGCAUCCAUGAUUGUAGCUGCUUGGGGUUUGGGAAAGUCAGUCAUGUCUUUUGUCAAACCAAUAAGUUCUCAAAUCGAGAACUAUAUAACUCUGCCAGACCAUAGCCAAAACCUUGGUUAUCAUAACAAAGUUAUUUCUGAUAUUAAUUUUUUGAUAAAACAACUCUCCUAUAGACCCUCCUGGAUGUUGAAGGCGUUUGCUUUUAUAUGGUGCUACAUUACAUUCAGUUGGGAUGAGAACUAUGUUCCAGGAACAAAGAUUCCAAAGAUGCACCCUGCUUGUAGUGACAAUCUUAGGAUAAUAGUCUUCGUCGACGAUCUCGAUCGUUGUGAGGAGAAUGUUAUUCUGCAGGUAUUAUCAGCAGUGCAUCUGGCUUUGGCUGCUUGCAAGAUCAACGUGAUUAUGAGCAUGGAAAAGAACAUAAUCAAAAGAGCAAUUAUAAGAAAGUACGGGAGCAUGAAAAGCAUAGAUAAUAAGUCCAACGAGGACUUAGCUGACAGAUUUUUAAGGAAGAUAGUUCAGGUGCCGCUACACCUAGCGGCCCCUAGUGACAAAGACUCCGUUAACCUUUUGUACAAACAGCUAGAUAUGUGGGACAGUAGACAAGGGUCGGAUCCAGCAGCAAAAAAGGAAAGAUACAGUAGGAAAGGCAAUCCAAAGUUCCAAAUUGGAACUUCAAUUCCAGAGAAACCUCAACUAGGAAAAGGAGAAAUACAAGAAGGUUUGGUAGAAUCUGAAGCUACAAAGCAAAAAACCCUCAGCAUUUCAGAUACGACUCAACAAGAAUUAAGACUAGCGCAAGAGCAAGAAACAAUUGAGGAAGAAGAAGGCUCUGAAGUUGAGGAAAGAACGAUUGAGAUGCCUGACAUUGAGAAAGCAGAGAGGGCAUCUCUGAUCACACAAAUAUUCAGCUAUGUUUGUGCAUUACCGUGUUUGUGCAAUGUACGAUCACACAAGGAGAUAGAUGAGACAACCAAAGGAGAUGAACAAGCUGAUAAAAAAAACCAAGAAGAUGUUAAUAGUGAGCGAAGUCUUAUGGAUGAUUUAAAUUUCAAAAUAAUGAGUAAAGUGCUCCGCGUUCAGUACAGCCAAGGAGAAAAAAAUGCUCUUCACAUUUUUUAUACUCAAUCCGCACGCAGUAAAAAGCUUCCACGAGAGUGGAAAUGUUUGAAGGCAUACCAUCGGCUAGUAUUUUAUAUUUUGUCUCUAAGCCCCGAUGUUGACCCAGUGCAAGGAUGGCGGGUUCAACUUAUUGCAUGGAUUUUCGUCUGCUGGGAAUGGAGGGACCUCAUUACAACUCUUAUACAAAAAUGGACCAAGCUUGAGGUUUUGAGAAAUUGGAAAGCUCAACACGGGCCUUCUCUGAGAGAGAUCGUUGAGCAUUAUAUUGAUGAGAGGUGGCCAGCUCACAGGAAGAGAGCCACAAAAAAGAAGAAUGACGCCAUUGACAGCCUCAGCAACAUGCCAGAGAAAAACAUUACUACAAUUUCCAGCGAGGAGGAUACAAAAGAAGAUGAUAAUCUAAAGGAAGUUCUAAAAAAGGUUUUGAAAGAACAGGAGGAGAUGAGGUCUAUGCUGAAAAUGAUCAUCAAGCAAGUUUUCAAAGAGGAAGAAGACAAGAAAGGAGAAAGCUCUGCGCAACAGGGCACAACGGUUAAGGAGGAUCAACCAAUAAUCAUCAAGAAAUUUUUUAUAGAGGAUGAAGACAAGGAAGGAGAAAACUCAAUGCAACAGUACACAAUGACUGAUGAGGAGGAGCUAGAAGAGUGGAAUAAGCUAAGACUUACAUUGCGCCUCUUCAAUGUUUCAAUGGAUGGAAUUCAAGCCUUCAAAAGAUUUAUGUUUAACUGCGAGCCUGGAUAUCUUCCAUGGCCAUUGCCCAAAUAAGUCUACACCUCAACAAAUAUUCGUAUACAUUAUGGAUUUGGGCAACCACUCAUCUUGUGUGUUGUGCUCGUUACAAAGAAGUUAUUCUCUUUCUCUAAUUUAACUAUCUAUUAAUUUUCUGCUGAAAUAAAGUGGCUUGUUGGAAUA
This is a messenger RNA of Cryptomeria japonica (Japanese cedar), 4940 nucleotides long. RefSeq lists its product as uncharacterized. NCBI's taxonomy places the organism in Eukaryota, Viridiplantae, Streptophyta, Pinopsida, Cupressales, Cupressaceae. Gene Ontology annotation, biological process: protein localization to ciliary inversin compartment. The transcript has 14 exons. The coding region runs from base 927 to 4793 and encodes 1288 amino acids. Gene Ontology annotation, cellular component: ciliary inversin compartment. Gene Ontology annotation, molecular function: protein binding. The record is from RefSeq and is a predicted model, not a curated record.